AUGGCUGUCAGCGGGUUUGGAGGCUAUGGCUUUAGAACUCUCAAAGUGAACAAGAACAAUAAAAACAUUGAGAUGCCAAAAUUAGAUGCCGCUUUUGGAAAUACACCUCGAAGAGCGCAGUAUGAAAACCCACCGCACAUUUACGCUCUUGCAGACAGCAUGUACAGAAACAUGAUUAUUGACAGAGAAAAUCAGUGUGUCAUUAUUAGUGGGGAAAGCGGUGCUGGGAAGACUGUGGCUGCUAAAUACAUCAUGAGUUACAUCUCCAAAAUUUCCGGAGGUGGCCCUAAAGUACAGCAUGUUAAAGAUAUUAUUCUACAGUCCAACCCUUUACUGGAGGCCUUUGGGAAUGCAAAAACUGUACGGAACAACAACUCUAGCAGAUUUGGGAAAUAUUUUGAAAUCCAGUUUAGCCCGGGUGGAGAACCAGAUGGAGGGAAAAUCUCCAACUUCCUACUGGAGAAAUCUCGCGUUGUAAUGAGGAAUCCUGGAGAGAGGAGUUUUCACAUUUUUUACCAGCUAAUUGAAGGGGCCUCCUCGGAACAAAAAAGCAGUCUUGGCAUUACCAGUAUGGACUACUAUUACUAUCUGAGUCUCUCUGGAUCCUACAAAGUUGAUGACAUCAAUGACAAAUCGGAUUUCCAGGAAACACUGCAUGCAAUGAGUGUGAUUGGCAUCUUUGCAGAGGAACAGGCACUGGUGCUGCAGAUAGUGGCAGGAAUACUGCAUUUGGGAAACAUCAGCUUCAAAGAAGUUGGCAACUAUGCAGCAGUGGAGAGCGAGGAGUUUUUGGCUUUCCCCGCUUUUCUCCUGGGCAUUAACCAGGACCGCCUAAAGGACAAACUGACCAGCAGACAGAUGGACAGCAAGUGGGGAGGCAAAUCCGAGUCCAUUAAUGUCACGCUCAACGUGGAACAGGCCUGCUACACCAGGGAUGCGCUGGCCAAGGCCCUCCAUUCCCGGGUUUUUGAUUACUUGGUGGAUUCUAUUAAUAAGGCUAUGGAGAAGGAUCAUGAAGAAUAUAACAUUGGUGUCCUUGAUAUUUAUGGCUUUGAAAUAUUCCAGAAAAAUGGUUUUGAACAGUUCUGCAUCAACUUUGUUAAUGAAAAACUACAGCAGAUUUUUAUUGAACUGACCCUGAAGGCAGAACAG
Messenger RNA from Leptosomus discolor (cuckoo roller), 1152 nucleotides. The record is from RefSeq and is a predicted model, not a curated record. NCBI's taxonomy places the organism in Eukaryota, Metazoa, Chordata, Aves, Leptosomiformes, Leptosomidae.